CAGUAGCGUUUUCUUGUCGUUACAUCUUGUUUUGAUAAUCUCAAUGCGGUGUUGGUACACAGUGGUAACACAAGACAUAAAGCUUUGCUAGCUGUGAGAGUGUUUAUUGUCGUGAGGCAACAGAGUAAGACAGACGCUGGCACCGCCAUGGCCACUGGAAUGCAAAGUUGUCGCUUUGUGGAUCUUCAACCGAACUUUGAUUUUCGCAACAACAUUGCGUCACUUUCUGUUUCUGCCAUGUCUGCCCCUCCAUUCGCAGCAGGAGGUUCUAGGAUGGACACAGGACGUGACAGUUUUUCACGAGGAAUCAAUUACCUCAUACCCAGAAGAAUGCCUAUUUUAGAUUCGGACAAAGUUGGCAUCGAUUACAAGGAUUCCUCUGGUCGCAACGUGUCCCGAAACAGUGCAAAAACGCCUCGGGAUAAAGCUGACGUCAUGAUUCUAUCAGACAUGAGUGGCUCUUACAACAGAAAAAGCCAGCUACAUCAGCGGAGCCAAUGUGACUCGGACGACAGUUCUCAAAGCUGCGACAAAAGCAAAAAGGUUCCGUUGUACGAUUCCUGCGUGGACCAGGACGAUGGAGAUAGUGGUUCAACUGGACCGAGCCCGAGCUUCAAGAGUGAUGAUGCGUCAGACUCUGACGCGGAGGAGUCCUGUAUACCUCACGUCUAUGCCCCAGGGUCGGGGCACCGCCGUUGUCUGCUCUGGGCCUGCAAAGCAUGCAAGAAGAAGACAGUGAGCGUUGACAGACGGAAGGCUGCGACCAUGCGGGAAAGGAGACGCUUACACAAGGUGAACGCAGCGUUCGAGGCGUUGAAGCGGCGGACAAGUUCCAACCCAAAUCAGCGUCUGCCCAAGGUUGAGAUAUUACGCAACGCUAUCGAUUAUAUUGAGAGUUUGGAAGACAUGUUGCGGGGAAACAAGAUCGCUACGGAUGCGAACAACUUCUGCAACUUCGAUCAAGCGGGACUGAACCUGAACGAAACAAGCUGGUACUUUGAUAAGUUUGGACAAAAUGGUGGAAGGGUUGCCCAUUACACUGGAUUUCAAGAAAAUGGCCCUGCCACCUCCAGCAUAGAUCGACUGUCCUACAUCGUGGAUAACAUCCGUCCUUCCAACAUGCCCAGCCCGAUGUCGUCACUCGCCAAUAACGCAAGGGACAAUCUCAUUCGAAAAUGAUGUGAAUGUAGCAGGCUAUUCAGUCUCAAGACAAACUCAGUGGGUUUUUAGUCCCACUUGUGGUUGUGACUAUAAGCAUCACACUUGGUGUUACAUAAAAAUGCAACGAUCUGAUAGGCAAAAUUUACCUGAAAUCAUCGUUGACUGAGGAUGUUGUAUAUUACACAACCAGAAAUUGACAUUACAUCGUAUGUGUGAGGUACAUGCAUUCACCCGGUUUAUCAAUUUUCGAUCCAGUCCGCCGAAGACCUUUCACCAGCCUCUUCCGUUCACUCAUUACAGACAAGGGACUUCGUUCUCGAUAAGUCCGUUUUGGAUACGACGCUAGAUUGUUGGAAGGGCGAAAUGACUAGGUGUGUUGUCCUCAGGUGUGAAGGUAUGGUGAGUCCUAGGAUGAAUGUCACAGUUAUCGGCACAUUGGCUUAGUAGAUUCUGAAGGUAACAUGUGAUUGCAACAAGGCGUAAGCUUUUGAAUUGUAUUGGGACUAGCAUUCCUGUCGCACCAGUAUUCGAGUAUACACGUCCAUGCAUUUAGCAUCGGACUUGACCACAUUUGUCCGUUCUUCGCACACGAGGGCGAAGGACGGUUACGACGAAAUAGGCCGCUUUUCUACAAUACCUUUAUAUUUAUU
Lineus longissimus is the source of this 1811-nucleotide messenger RNA. RefSeq names its product myogenic factor 5-like. Gene Ontology annotation, molecular function: RNA polymerase II cis-regulatory region sequence-specific DNA binding; protein dimerization activity; DNA-binding transcription factor activity, RNA polymerase II-specific. The transcript has 3 exons. Lineage: Eukaryota; Metazoa; Nemertea; Pilidiophora; Heteronemertea; Lineidae. The record is from RefSeq and is a predicted model, not a curated record. The coding region runs from base 148 to 1179 and encodes 343 amino acids. Gene Ontology annotation, biological process: muscle organ development; regulation of transcription by RNA polymerase II; positive regulation of myoblast differentiation.